Molecule: messenger RNA, 1880 nt
Organism: Pantherophis guttatus
Lineage: Eukaryota; Metazoa; Chordata; Lepidosauria; Squamata; Colubridae
Product: acyl-CoA (8-3)-desaturase-like
Biological process (GO): lipid metabolic process
Cellular component (GO): membrane
Molecular function (GO): oxidoreductase activity, acting on paired donors, with oxidation of a pair of donors resulting in the reduction of molecular oxygen to two molecules of water
Source: RefSeq, a predicted model, not a curated record
CUCAGUCGCGGGGAGAUGGCUUCCCAGCAAGGAGAAACUGGGAUCAGGCGGAGGAGGGAAACGGAUCCCGCGGCCGAUCAGUCCGGUCCUUCGCGGUUGUUUACCUGGGAAGAGAUCGGGCUGCGCACCGGCCAGGGAGACCCGCCACGGGAGCGCUGGCUGGUGAUUGACAGGAAAGUCUAUGACAUCAGCCGGUUCCACAAGAGGCACCCGGGGGGCUCUCGGACCAUCUGCUCCUACGCAGGGCAGGACGCCACGGAUCCUUUUACAGCCUUUCACCUUGACAAGACUCUUGUAAGGAAGUAUAUGGCAUCUCUUUUGAUUGGGGAAUUGGCACCUGAUCAGCCCAGCUUUGAACCCAGUAAAAAUAAAUUAUUAGUAGAAGAUUUUCGGGAGCUACUAUCCACUGUUAAAAUGAUGGGACUCUUCAAGCCAAACAAAGUCUACUUUUUCCUGAUGCUUCUGCAUAUUUUACUACUGAAUGCUGCUGGCUGGUUUGUGUUAUGGUAUUUUGGGACAUCUAUAACAUCUUUUGUUAUUGCCACAGUAUUCCUGGUCUUUGCUCAGUCUCAAGCAGGCUGGCUACAACAUGAUUUGGGACAUCUUUCAGUCUUCAGUAAUCUAAAAUGGAACCACCUUUUUCAGGAAUUUGUGAUGUGCCAUUUAAAGGGACUUUCAGCUCAUUGGUGGUCUUUGCACCAUUCCCAGCAUCAUGCUAAACCCAACUGUUUCCAGAAGGACCCAGACAUUUCAUUUCAUCCCGUUCUUUUCUCAUUAGGGGAACCUCUUUCUUUGGAGUUGGGUUUGCAGAAAAAGAAAUACAUGCCUUAUAACUAUCAGCACAGGUAUUUUUUCUUCACAUUGCCAUUGCUUGUAAUGCCACUUUUUCAAGUUUUCUCAUUCUACUUUAUAGUCCAACGCAAACUCUGGAGGGAAAUGGCAUGGAAUCUGGCAUUUUAUAUCCGAUUCUUUAUUACCUUCAACCCCAUAUUGGGAUUCAAGGGUGUUUUGGGAUACCACAUUCUUGUGAUUCUUCUUGACAGUAUCUUAUUUACAUGGAUAUCACAGACGAGUCAUCUUCCUAUGUACAUUGAUCAUGAUAAAAACAUGGAUUGGUUCUCUACACAGCUUCAGACAACAUGCAAUGUGAAUCAAUCUUUUUUCAAUGACUGGGUAACGGGGCACCUGAAUUUUCAAAUUGAGCACCAUCUCUUCCCUACGAUGCCUCGGCACAACUUUUGGAAGGUGGCUCCUUUGGUGAAAUCCAUGUGUGCCAAACAUGGUAUUGAAUAUCAAUCAAAACCCAUGUUCACUGGCUUUGCUGACAUUGUGCAUUCCUUGAAGGUUGCGGGUGAAAUCUGGUUCAAAGCAUAUCAUUGUGAACAGAAAAUACAAAAUCCUACAAUCUGCCUUCAACAAGAGGAGUAAAGAGACAUGAUGGAUCUGAGAUGGACCUGACAGGCAUCAGGCAUAGAAAACCUAAAGUAAUUUGUGGAUGAAAGAGAAUGCUGAAGAGACUUUUGGUCUCAGCUGAAUUUUUGGCAUGGUCCUAAUGAAUAUAAGCAUUGCAAGUAAUACAUAUUUUCUUUCCUGCUUCUGAGUCUUGGAUACAUCAUAAAGAUAUAGGAAAGUUUCUCAAAAAUGUUCAUUGAAUUGCUUUGUUGCUGUUUUUCCCUCCCACUUGAUGCCUCUUUUUCAAUGGUCAGAAAAAUAAACUUAGUAGCUGUUAUAGUGCAUUCUGGAUUAGGGAAUGAGCCACAUCAGCAGAUACAAAACAUAUUGAAGAUGCUAAGAAACCACUCCAUAUUUCUCUCAUUUUGUUUCAUCAUUUGGAGACUCCAAAUCACUUACCUGAUGCCUAUCUUGCCCAGAGCUUCCAG